GUGCCUCCUCACAAACCCACACACAUCCAGGACCUUAUUCAUCUUCCUCUGAUCUUCUUCUUCGUCUCAAACCUAGCAAGCCCUCUCUGUGAUAGUCAUGGGUUUGUGUUCACUUUCGAAGCCGAGCACGUCUCCACCGUGCCUGCUGCUAGACUCUUCAACGCUCUCUUCAACCACACUCACGCCAUCCUUCCCAAGGUCAUUCCCGACAUUAAAAGCGUCGGCGUCAGCUCAUUGAAGGAACCGGCGGCCCUGGAAGCGUCGUCAAGGUUUCCUCCGUCGACGAAGGUGGGAAUCCCAGGUACGGAUUGCACAAAGUGGGAAGUGGUGGAUGAGGCCAAGCUAUGUGUACAACUACAGCAUAGUGGAGGGCAACAUAUUGUUGGAGCCGGUGGAGAAGAUCUCCUUCGAGACCCAGGUGGUGGAAGGCGCUGCCGGCGGAUCUGUCAUCAAGGUGGUGAUCAAGUACCACACCAAAGGUGACGCGUCGCCGCCGGAGGAAAUGCUCAAGAACGGCAAGGAGAAGGGAGGACAUCUCUUCGAAUCCCUCGAAGGUUACAUUGCGGCCCAACCCCGAUCUCUGCUAGAGUCCUUCUACAAUUUUCUUUAGCGUUAUGGAAUUCGAUUUGGUUUUGGAGCAAAUUCAAGUUGUAAUAAGAUGGAGGGUCGGAUUGAUAUGACGUUGAGAACCAACCUUCUUUGUGUUUGGUCAUCGUCUCUCUCCUUAUGAUUAUGGUGGUUUGAGGGUUAUUUGUGAGUCAGUGUUUGGUCUCUGUAUUUUGCCGUGAGUGAUUUAGUUGUCAAGUGUUCAUUAUACUUUGUACUGUUGCUUGUAUUUUGUAAUAAGUAUAAUCCAAAGGAUGAAAGCCAUUCCACUUCAAUAAGAAUGCGCGAAACAUAUAUAUCA
Molecule: messenger RNA, 907 nt
Organism: Prosopis cineraria
Lineage: Eukaryota; Viridiplantae; Streptophyta; Magnoliopsida; Fabales; Fabaceae
Product: major strawberry allergen Fra a 1-2-like
Exons: 1
Coding region: 332-610 (92 amino acids)
Biological process (GO): abscisic acid-activated signaling pathway; defense response
Cellular component (GO): cytoplasm; nucleus
Molecular function (GO): protein phosphatase inhibitor activity; signaling receptor activity; abscisic acid binding
Source: RefSeq, a predicted model, not a curated record